Messenger RNA from Elephantulus edwardii (Cape elephant shrew), 1054 nucleotides. It is a transcript of the gene PTP4A2, whose product is annotated as protein tyrosine phosphatase type IVA, member 2. The transcript has 4 exons. Gene Ontology annotation, cellular component: nucleus. The record is from RefSeq and is a predicted model, not a curated record. Lineage: Eukaryota; Metazoa; Chordata; Mammalia; Macroscelidea; Macroscelididae. Gene Ontology annotation, biological process: protein dephosphorylation; positive regulation of cell migration. Gene Ontology annotation, molecular function: protein tyrosine phosphatase activity. Bases 332 to 742 code for a protein of 136 amino acids.
GUAGUAAAGGCUGCUUAAGUGUGUGUAGUUGGAUUUUUUUGGAGUCCGAAGGUAUCCAUCCACAGUCGUUGAGGCCCAAGUUGAAUUUGGAUUCAAGUGGAUUCUAAAUACUUCUGCUUAUCUUGAAGAGAGAAGCUUCUUAAUAAACACGUUAAAUAGAGAAAACACUGACCGAUAAUAGGUAUUCUAGUGGUCUUUUAAAUGUUUUCUGCUGUGAAACAUUUCAAGAUUUAUUGACUUUUUUUUUUCACUUCCCCAUCUCACUCUCUCCUGCUCAAAGACACACACAGACACACAUACACACAAAAACACUCAUUUUUUAUUUGCCAUAAUGAACCGUCCAGCCCCUGUGGAGAUCUCCUAUGAGAACAUGCGUUUUUUGAUAACUCACAACCCUACCAAUGCUACCCUCAACAAGUUCACAGAGGAUUGGCCAUUUGAUGAUGGAGCUCCACCCCCUAAUCAGAUAGUUGAUGAUUGGCUAAACCUUUUGAAAACCAAAUUUCGUGAAGAGCCAGGUUGCUGUGUUGCAGUGCAUUGUGUUGCAGGAUUAGGAAGGGCACCUGUGCUGGUUGCACUUGCUUUGAUUGAAUGUGGAAUGAAGUAUGAAGAUGCAGUUCAGUUUAUUAGACAGAAAAGAAGGGGAGCAUUCAAUUCCAAACAGCUGCUUUACCUGGAGAAAUACCGGCCUAAGAUGCGAUUACGCUUCAGAGAUACCAAUGGGCAUUGCUGUGUUCAGUAGAGAGAAAUGUAAAUGGAGGCUGGCUGGAUUGCGGCAUUUAGAGGGAACUCUUGGUACCUGGAAAUGUGAAUCUGGAAUCUUAACUGUGUCAUCAAAGUAGUGAUGGAUUUAGUACUCCUCAAAGACUCUUCUAAUGAUUGGAUAAAAAGCAGACAAAACUAAAUCCCUCUAUAACGUGAAUAAAAUGUGUAAGAAAAGGAAAAGAAAAAAGGAAAAGGGAUUGAUUCAGUGAACAGUGAUUUUGCUGGUGUUGAAGUUGAAUUUCUGUCAGGAUUGAGUUAUUUAAAAAUCUUUUUAAACUUUUACAAAAUA